Molecule: messenger RNA, 399 nt
Organism: Gregarina niphandrodes
Lineage: Eukaryota; Apicomplexa; Conoidasida; Eugregarinorida; Gregarinidae
Exons: 1
Source: RefSeq, a predicted model, not a curated record
AUGAACGCCGACGGGAUGCAACCACCAAUCAGAGGCUGUCAGGUUAUGUUGUUGUCGUUAACUGAUCGAACAGAAGAGGCGAAGGUUCAGUUCGUGGUUGCGGCACAAAAGGAAGCAAUGAAGAAGUUGAUUGAAGCAGUCGAGAGAGGGGGUUUCAGUAAGAAGAGCGCCCUCUUGGACGAAGAGAAAAGAUUCGACUGGUUCGAGCAGUGUUCAAGAAUUUUCAUGUGGACUCCGCGUGGCGAGAGUAAUACUAUGGGCGAAACACUGGCAAUGCGUGACCUCAAAGACUAUCUCGAGUUCGUGGACCCAGGCGACGAGUUCUCCCACGUUUCCGAUCAGGUUUGUCGUGAGAGCGUCAAUCGGAAAAUGUCGGAAGUGCGAAAGGCACUGAAGAAG